Closterium sp. Yama58-4 is the source of this 1461-nucleotide messenger RNA. The record is from the annotation of a GenBank genome assembly. Lineage: Eukaryota; Viridiplantae; Streptophyta; Zygnematophyceae; Desmidiales; Closteriaceae.
AUGGUGGCGAAGGCGCGGUUGGUGGCAUGGGUGGCGGCUGCUACGUGGUUCGCGACGGGGUGGAAGGACCGAGUCUUGAAGCUCGUGGCUGCUGCUCACCCCGAGGAUAAGCCCGUGCUGGUGAAUGUGAGCAAGCUGCUGACGAUGCUGCUGCGGGUGGCGGCGGUGGGAACGCUGGCAGAAAUGUUGGGCUUCAGUCUUAAGUCGCUCAUCGCUGUGGGAGGAAUUUCCGGUGGGUGUUUUGUGCAAAGCAUCCCCCUCAGCUAUGAUGUGAGCGGCCUCAGGUCGCACAGGUUGGGUGUGGCGCUCGGAUUCGCCUCCAAGGAGAUAGUGACCAACUUCUUCGGCGGGCUCAUCCUGUUCCUAACGCAGCCGUUUGUGGUGGGCGACAAGAUCAAGGCGGGCAGCGUGACGGGGCGCGUGCGCGAGAUCGGCUUCCUGCAGACCAAGCUGGAGGCCGACGACAACUCGCCCAUCGUCGUGCCCAACUACAUCUUCAACACCGCCUUGCCACGCCUCACUGCUCUCACAGCUAUCAGUUGCCUUGCCUCUCACGGCUCUCCCUACUGCCAUCCCUCUUGCUCUCUCUGUCCUCCCUUCCUGCCGUUUCCCCCCUGUCAUCCCUCCCUUCGUGCUUCACCACACACCAACCCCACUUGUGCUCACACCAAUCCAACUCACCUUCUGGCCCUUCUUUUCCUUCCCGCCCCCUCUCCACCUCCCCCCACUGCCCCCACCAGGGGGUCACAAACUACUUCCGCACAGGGUGCUACCUUCGUGCUGCGCAACGAGGACAUCAUCCGCAUCCGGCCCAUCACCGAGAAGCUCAGUGUGUGCCUGCCUCCUCCCACCCAUACCAACCCCUUUGCACCCCUUACACCUCCCCUUCUUCCCCACCAGAUUGUGACCAACUACACGCGUGCAGGGUGCCUCGCUCUCGAGGCCACCUUUGUGCUGCGCAACGAGGACAUCAUCCGCAUCCGCCCCAUCACCGAAAAGCUCACCGCCUACCUGCGCGCGCACCCGCUCGUGGACGUCAGCAAGGGCCCCACGCUCGGCUACCUCAAGAAGCUGUCGGGCACGGGCCUGGAGGUCGGCAUCAUUUGCUACGUGCAGGACAUGGAGGACGAUGAGUACCUGGCGGUGCAGCAGGAGAUUCUGGAGCAGAGUGCGGAGAUCAUCGGCUGGGUUGCAGCAGGAGAUUCUGGACCAGAGUGCGGAGAUCAUCGGCUGGGUGUCCCCAAGCUUGCCCUCUUGUUCAACCCUUCUAAAACCUCUCCCUCCCUCCUAACCCCCUCUCCACCGCUCUUCACCACUCUUCACCCAUGUGUGCAGGAGGACGAUGAGUACCUGGCGGUGCAGCAGGAGAUUCUGGAGCAGAGUGCGGAGAUCAUAGUGGAGGAGGGCGCCUACCUUGGGGAGAGCGCACCCUUUGAGCCCUCCGCCUCCCUCGUCGCCUAG